Messenger RNA from Saccoglossus kowalevskii, 927 nucleotides. Its product is annotated as jerky protein homolog-like. Lineage: Eukaryota; Metazoa; Hemichordata; Enteropneusta; Harrimaniidae. The record is from RefSeq and is a predicted model, not a curated record.
AUGGCUUGUGCCAACGCCGCUGGUACCCACAAAUUACCGCUUGUUGUCAUUGGAAAAUCAAAGAAUCCUCGUUGUUUCAAACACGUCAACAUGAACAAUCUCCCAAUCCGAUAUUUUAACCAAACAAGAGCAUGGAUGAGUGGGGUAAUAUUUUAUAGUUGGUUUCAUGGUGAAUUUGUCCCUGGCGUGAAACGUCACCUUCGACAGCAACACCUACCGGAGCGAGCGUUACAACUUUUGGACAACGCUCCGUCCCACCCCGAUGUUACGGAAUUACGUAGCGACGAUGGAGCGAUCAAGUGUUUAUUUAUGCCACCGAACACAAUGCCGUUACUCCAACCCAUGGAUCAAGGAGUUUUAAAUGCCACAAAGCGUCGCUACAAAGGGAAGAUGCUAAGAAAAGUUAUCACGGAAAAUGCAGUCGAUGAGCAUGAAAAAACACUCACCGACUGUAUUAAAUCUGUGAACUUGAAAGACGCAUGUUAUAUGAUCGGGGAAGCGUGGGCCGAAAUUUCUGAAGUUUCACUGAAGAAUGCAUGGCAUAAAUUGAAAAUCAAUUUGAAGGAUUCCGACGCCGUAGCUUUCACUGAAGUCGCUGAUGAAAUCGACCUGCCAGACAUUGCAUCUCAACUAGGCCCUGAGGACCGCAAUGCUGCCAUAGAAUGGAUGGAAACGGAAGAAGACGACCCAGGUUUCCAAGUGAUCAGUGAUGCAGAAAUUAUUCAUUCUGUCCAGCAAUCAACGACACAUGUAGAAGAGAACCAACAGGAAGAUGGAUACAACAGUGACAAGGAAAAUGAGCCAUGUGUUCGUGUACCAACUGACAGCGAAGCAGCCGACAUGUUGUCAAAAUGUGUGUUAUGGCUGGAAGCACAACCAGACUGCGAGUCAACGCAACUUCUGUUAUUGCGUGGGAUACACAAAAAG